GUACAUGGAGUAUAUUUGAGCGUGUGAGAUUUGGCAACAAGGCAUAGAUUACGAUUUUAAUUUAACAAUUAUUUUGAAUGUGCUAUAUAUAUGUAUUAUGCAAAAAGCUAUAACAUCUGACGAAAUAAUUUGGAAACUGAACAACGUAACCUCUGUGAAGGUGUAACAACGUGGUUUGGAUCGCCUGAAUCUUCCGAGGUGCAUACACGUCUGUCCAGUCUCCAUGGAAAUCGAGACUCAUCAGACCAGGCAACAUUCUUCCAGUCUUCAACUGUCCAAUUUUGGUUUCAGAGCCAUACGGUAGUGUGCAAAAUGGCUUUCUGCCCAUGUCGCACUGGCCUGGUCAGGUUGGGGUUGGUCGGGGUCAGGUCCAGGGUUAAAUGUGCCUUCCUGGAUCCCCUGCCCCACGUUCUCUCCCCCUGCAACAGAGCUGUGGCUCGGACGCUGUUCAGUGAGACAGGUGUCUGGAGCAGGGAGUAUAAAGCAGACACCAGGCGCAAGGUGGAGCAAUGGUGGCACCCCCGUAUCAUGGAGCAGUGGCGAAUGGAUACUCUGGAUGAGAAAUCCCUUAGGAAGAAGUUUUAUGUCCUGUCUAUGUUCCCAUAUCCCUCGGGCCGUCUCCACAUGGGACAUGUGCGGGUCUACACCAUCAGUGACACCAUUGCACACUUCCAGAGGAUGAGGGGCCAUCAGGUUCUAAAUCCAAUGGGCUGGGAUGCUUUCGGACUCCCAGCAGAGAAUGCUGCCAUCGAGAGAGGCCUUGAUCCAGAGGAAUGGACCAAGAGUAAUAUCCAGUCUAUGCGGAAGCAGCUCGACAACUUGGGGCUCUGCUUUAACUGGGACAAGGAGGUUACCACUUGCCUGCCAGACUACUACAGAUGGACCCAGUGGCUGUUUGUCAAGCUCUUUAAGGCAGGACUGGCCUAUCAGAAAGAGGCAGUGGUUAAUUGGGACCCCGUGGACCAGACAGUAUUGGCUGAUGAACAGGUGGAUGAACGUGGGUGCUCUUGGAGGUCUGGGGCUCAGGUAGAGCAGAAACUACUCAGGCAGUGGUUUAUCAAGACCACCAACUAUGCCAAGCCCCUCCUUGAUGCCCUAGAAGAGCUGCCAGAGUGGUAUGGGGUAAAGGCAAUGCAGGCCAACUGGAUUGGAGACUGUACCGGCUGCUACUUUGACUUCCACCUUAAGAUGAAUGGGGAAGACAUGGGAGAGACUCUAGCUGGCUAUACCUCCAGCCCAGAGGCAGUGUUUGGGGCUGCAUACCUGUCUAUCCUUCCAUCCCAUAGACUGCUCCAUGGUACCAGCCCGGUUCGCUGUGCCCUGGAGAGAGCGCUGAAGACAGGCAAAGACUGCCUGACAGAGGUCAUCGCCCACAACUUGUUUACCGGUCAAGAACUUCCACUGGUAAUCUCCAGUAAGCAGGAGUUUAAUGGUCAUCUUGACACGGUCAUAGGUAUUCCUGACAGCAGUGAGGAGGAAGCUUCUGUAGCCAGAUCUCUAAGUCUAAGUUGGAGACCAGUCCUGAAGAGCCACGAUAAUGGAAAACAAACACUGCUCAACUCUGCUGAGUUCACAGGCCUCAGCAGGGAAGAGGCUUUUGACGCUGUUACCCAGAAGGCCAGGGAGAGAAAUGUGGGUGGCUACCUAACCAGUUCCAAGCUCCGGGAUUGGCUGAUUUCCCGGCAGCGUUACUGGGGCACGCCCAUCCCUGUGGUGCAUUGUGGUUCUUGUGGUCCUGUGGCUGUCCCUGAGGAGGAACUUCCUGUUACCUUGCCCAAACUACCGUCCCUCACCGGGAAGGGAGCAUCCCCUCUAAAGCACGCUGCUGAUUGGAUCAGCUGUACCUGUCCAAGGUGUAAAGGUCCGGCCAGAAGGGAGACAGACACCAUGGAUACAUUUGUGGACUCAUCCUGGUACUACUUCAGAUACACAGACCCCCAAAACCAAGAAAGGCCUUUUAAGCGCUCCCUGGUAGACCACUGGCUUCCUGUGGACGUUUACAUUGGAGGGAAGGAGCAUGCUGUCAUGCAUCUGUACUAUGCACGCUUCCUCAGUCACUUCUGCCGGGACCAGGGCCUGGUAGAACACAGGGAGCCUUUCAAGAAGCUGUUGGUGCAGGGCCUUAUCAAGGGCCAGACAUUUAGAGCUGCAGACAGUGGACAGUACCUAAAGAGAGAGGACAUCGACUUUACAGGUAAGGAGCCAGUGCAGGUGGGUAGUAAUGCUAGGCUGCAGGUGACAUGGGAGAAGAUGUCCAAGUCGAAAAACAAUGGCCUGGAUCCUCAGGAGGUGGUGCAGCAGUACGGCAUCGACACUGUCCGCCUCUAUAUCCUCUACGCGGCUCCCCCCGAACAGGACAUCCUCUGGGACGUCAAGACGGAUGCUCUGCCUGGGGUCCUACGGUGGCAGUCUCGUCUGUGGGGACUAGUGACCAAGCUGAGGGGGGCUCGGCGAGAUGGUGGCGUCCCCGACCCCUCGUUGCUAAAGAGGAAGGAUCAGGCAGAGGCCAGGAAGAUCUGGGAGAACAAGAACUAUGCAGUGGAACAGGUCACAGGUCAUUUCACAGAGGACUUCCUGCUGAACGCAGCGAUCUCUCGACUCAUGGGACUCACCAACACACUCUCUAAUGCGUCGCCUUGUGUGGUGCAGCACAGUUUGGAGUUUGAGGAGGCUUUGGCCACGCUGUGUGUGAUGACUGCCCCCAUGGCCCCACACCUAGCUUCUGAACUCUGGGCAGGGCUGAGCCAGGUGAGUAACCCCUUGAGCCCCCUUCUGUCCCGAGGAGGAGACGUGCUGCAGCAGCCCUGGCCCUGCCUAGACUCUGAGUACCAGGAGAUCCCUGACAUCCUGGAGCUGGCUGUACGGAUCAACAACAAGAUGUGUGGGACAGUAUCAGUGCCUCGGCAGGUGGCCCAGGAUAUAGAUCAGGUACGGGCAAUGGUUCUGGAAAGCGAGCUGGGACAGUGUCUCCUAGCAAAUAGGACCAUCAAGAAAGCCGUUUUGUCCCCAAGGACCGCCCUCAUCAACUUCCUCGUUGAGGAGUGACUGAUCAAUCCUGGAUGUUGUUGACUGUCCAGUCGAGUCAGAAGACAGCAGCAACUCACAAACUUGAAAGCGGAGACAUCAUAUCUGUGAAAAGAUGAAAGACUAUUUGAAAAUGAAAACUUAUGAGCAGACUUUAAAUAAAAGUAGAAUACAGAUGACUUGUAUCA
Molecule: messenger RNA, 3212 nt
Organism: Esox lucius (northern pike)
Lineage: Eukaryota; Metazoa; Chordata; Actinopteri; Esociformes; Esocidae
Gene: lars2
Product: leucyl-tRNA synthetase 2, mitochondrial
Exons: 23
Coding region: 313-3045 (910 amino acids)
Biological process (GO): leucyl-tRNA aminoacylation; mitochondrial translation
Cellular component (GO): mitochondrion
Molecular function (GO): ATP binding; leucine-tRNA ligase activity; aminoacyl-tRNA deacylase activity
Source: RefSeq, a predicted model, not a curated record